UUUCCGUAGAUACGGAAACGGGACUUCAUUAAAUUCUUGUCGAUUGCAAGUUUUGAUUAUUAAUUUCAUUAAAGAGGCAAAGUGAUUUUAUUGACAGAAAUUAAUAAUUGCAGCAUACAUCUGGCCAUUUAGAUUUAUCUUAAUCAAGAUUACCAAUGCAAAGCAAAUUAUUGCUUAUUGAAUUUUCGUUAAAGGAAAAUCAUGACUGGAUAACAGCAAGAUUCUACGACUUACCUGUGAACUGACAAUCAAAACAUCUCUUUUAAGACUUCGGAAGAGACAAAUCGAAUUAUUCCUGUAAUUUGACGGAUUAAAUGUUCUGUAACUCUAUACAAUUUCAUUGUAAGAUUGUUCAAGUAAAUAAUUGAUGAGGUAUAAACGCGCAUAUAAGAAUGAAUAGAAAUCAUCAUAAAUAUGAGACCAGGGAAACAUACUAUAACCGUGUGCCACUACGAAAACAUACAUCUGUAAUGUCUAAAUUAGAAGUGGAUUCUAUCUCACUGAAACCAUCGAUAAAUGACAUACAUUGUAGGGAGGUUAAAAGUGGUCGUAGUAUCAAAGGGAAUAAAAAGGGAGUUUUCCCAAGUAUUAAAAGUUCCGGACUGAUAAUAAAUAGCAGAGAUGAUCCUUAUACGUCGAAUAGAUUAGCAAAAUGGAACAGUGUAUACAAACGUGUAAUGGUGGUUAAUAGAUUACCAAAACCAACCAAAAGGACAACAAAGAGAAUAUCAUCAGGAAGACCUCUUGUCAGGUUCCGAAGGGCAGUUAAAAAUGUACAGACUCUACUUAAAGCUACAGUAAUAAACAAUGGACAAAACUCUCGCAAUGAAGGCAAACUGUUUUCCUGGGCACAAGACUUCAUGUCUACCAGACGUGAGUUUGAGAUGCAUGGAUUAAGUUUCGAUCCAGCAGACUAUAAAGCCAGACGAGAAGCAUGUCUCAGCAACGAAGCAAAGACAGUGUUGUCAAUGGACCCUGACGAAAGAACAGAGGAUCACCUAAAAAUUGCACUUCUAGCGUUAAACCAAGCAGUAAAUGCAUUCAGUGAAUUUCCAAUCACCAUGCAAAGAUCUUUAGUUCGUGUCGGUUGGUAUGAACACUUUGAAGACAAGCGUGUUAUUAUUAGACAAGGACAUAUGGCAGACAACUUCUACUUAAUCAUCUCAGGAACAGCUAUUGUAACUAUUAUGGACACAGAACAAAGUGUACGGACAGCAGCCGUUCUGACUAAAGGCAACAGUUUUGGGGAGUUAGCUUUAAUGCACGGAUCAAAGCGAACAGCAACUGUUACCUGCAAAAACAGUGUAGAACUAUUAGCUGUUGGUAGAGAUGACUUUAUAGAUAUAUUCAUGCCAAUUACCAAAGAUCAAGAACCAGAACAUAUACGCUUCCUCAGAUCCAUUAAUAUACUGCAUGGAUGGCCAAUAGAAUGUCUUCCUUAUCAUGAUCCAAAAAUAUGCUGCUUUACAUUUUUCAGACGUGGAGUAUUGUUAUGUAAAGACAGCAAUAACAGUGAAUGGGUCUAUAUAAUCAAAACAGGCAACUGUAGAGUGUUAAAGAGCUUACAUCCAACCAGACCUACAAUUCCUAUAUCUGAACAUGAUAUCAAAAAUUCUCACGAUAUUAUAAAGUUACCCCCAUUGAUAUCUCCCCGGUCGAUAUCGUCGUGUAAUACCUCUGUGUCAAUACAAAGUUCGUUAUCACACACCUCACACUUGUCUUCAGCGUCGCGGAAAAAGAAACGACGACGAUGUACUGUAGAUAGUCUUAUACAUAUUUUACAUAGUACCAGCGACAGUCCUCAUCUAAAUCUGGAAGAACACAAAAAGGAAGUAGAGAUGUUAUAUGAUAAACUGCAUAAUAACUUUGAUCGACGUGGAAAGCGAUAUUCAAAAGUUUUUGAAAAAUUAGAGAAGAAAGUAGAUAAAGAGAACAUAGUUGAAGAAAAACUGUUUGUUCAAAUACAGAACCUUGGUCCAAAAGACGUUUUCGGGUUAGAGCAAGUCGCAUUUGGAAUGAUAAGCAACACAACAAGUACGAUAUUAGUAUCAGAUGGUGCUGAAUGUAUACUGAUUAACAAGAAAUAUUUCCAACAACAUCUGAAUGACGAAGGAGCCAAACGAUUAAGACGAACUCUUCAACCUUUACCGUCAGAAGAAAGCCUACAACAGAAACUUCAGGAUAAAACAAACUGGGAGGCAUACAAAGCAUUGACAGUCAUAGAUCAAAUAUUGUAUAAAAGACAGGUUCAAAAUACAGAUUCCUUGUUCUACUGAAUACUCAAAA
Molecule: messenger RNA, 2286 nt
Organism: Mytilus trossulus (common blue mussel)
Lineage: Eukaryota; Metazoa; Mollusca; Bivalvia; Mytilida; Mytilidae
Product: cyclic nucleotide-binding domain-containing protein 2-like
Exons: 12
Coding region: 393-2276 (627 amino acids)
Source: RefSeq, a predicted model, not a curated record